Molecule: messenger RNA, 801 nt
Organism: Colletotrichum karsti
Lineage: Eukaryota; Fungi; Ascomycota; Sordariomycetes; Glomerellales; Glomerellaceae
Exons: 2
Coding region: 1-801 (266 amino acids)
Source: RefSeq, a predicted model, not a curated record
AUGAACUACAUGAACAACGUAAGCUCACCUGCCGGCGGCGAACCCCCUCAUUCGACCAAUGCUGACUUGGAUAAGCAGAUGGCUACCCCCAACCAGCACCAAUUCACGAUCCCCGUCGGUAUGACGGCGGAGCAGGCCGUGCAGAACUCCGUUGCCGGUCGCACCUCGGCCCAGAUCGCCUCCGAGAUCGACCAGCGUCUCCGCCAUGUCUCUCCCGAGCUCCGCGCCGCUGUUGAGAGCACCAUCGACUACGCCGCCGCCAAGACGAACGAGCUGGUCCGCCUUAUGGACAACCGCAUCCGCGAGCAGGACGGCACCAUCGCCGAGCUGAACGGCCAGAUGCUCAACGUCCACCACUACGCCGUCUCCCAGGCGGUCGACAACAGCGAGUCGCACGAGCACCUCGUGGAGGCCAAGCAGAUCUUCGGCACCAUCGAGGAGCGCUUCGCGCACAUGAACGAGAAGCUGCAGGAGACCCUGCGUCAGGACCGCGCCAGGGUCAACAAUGCGAUCAGCUUUCACAAGCACAGCGAUAAGAGAAUCCAGGACGAGCUCGAGUACCAAGUCCCCAAGGCCAAGGAGGAGCUGAAGGUUUUCCUUGAGCAGCUCGUCGCGAACGCGAUGCGGGACCUCGAGGCUCGCAUUGCCCAGGAGUUCGCGAAGAACCAGGCUGAGCUCGAGGAGAAAUGCAAGAAGUUGGAGAAGGAGAUCGCUUCGGAGCGUGAGGAGCGCAACAAAGAGCGCGAGGAGAUGAACGCUUGGAAGGCGCAGAUGGAGGCAUUGGUGUCUCACCGCGGCUAG